Molecule: messenger RNA, 1679 nt
Organism: Oldenlandia corymbosa var. corymbosa
Lineage: Eukaryota; Viridiplantae; Streptophyta; Magnoliopsida; Gentianales; Rubiaceae
Source: the annotation of a GenBank genome assembly
ACCCUAGUUUGCAGUUGUGGUGUUCCAAUACUCUCCCCCUGCUGUUUUUCUCCCUCUCAGCCGCCGGCAUCCGCCCACACAAUCAGCAAUGGCAUCCACCGGAAAGAAGACGAAGAAGACCCAUGAGAACAUCAACAGCAGGCUGGCUUUGGUGAUGAAGAGUGGAAAGUAUUCUCUUGGUUACAAGACUGUGCUGAAGACUCUUAGGAGCUCUAAGGGGAAGCUCAUUUUGAUCUCCAACAACUGCCCACCGUUGAGGAAGUCUGAGAUCGAGUACUAUGCUAUGCUUGCCAAGGUUGGAGUUCACCACUACAACGGAAACAAUGUUGAUCUGGGAACAGCUUGCGGGAAGUAUUUCAGAGUAUCGUGCCUCAGCAUCAUAGACCCUGGUGAUUCGGACAUCAUCAAGUCUCUGCCGUCAGAUCAGUGAGAUUCUCCGUUACAAGACAUCUGAAGUUGAAUUUAAGAACUUUUAAGUUUGUCAGAAUCUUUUGACUGUCUCGAGGGUAUUCUAUUAUGUCGACUAUUAGAAAUUUUGUAAUUUUAAUGAUGCACGUGUAUUAGAUCCAAAUUUUAACUUUGCCAGUUUUGUUCUGUAGUUUUUCAUUUGGUCAUGCAAUUUCUCAUAUGAUCUACCUUUAUUGUACUGUGGUCUUUGAUUACUUGGAGCUGUGAUCAGGUGUUAUUAGUUGCAAGCAAGGGUGGUUUUCUUUUCUGCUUUCCAUUAACUAUAUCAAUUGAUCCUUAAACAAGUAUGGUUUUCUUUUCUGCUUUCCAUUAACUAUAUCAUUUGGAUCAGUGGACUCUUAGACCUAAAAGCUCAGUAUUAAGCAUGAAACUUUGCCUGGCCGUUGUUGGGGGCGCAUUUCUUUGUUGAUCGUAUGCUUAGCCAGCACCAACAUUAAGAGCAUGCAUGCAUUUACUAGUUUUUCAAAUUCCAUUACGUUUCUUCUGUGUGAAAGAGGAAAGAACCCGAUGGAAGUGGGGAUGUGUCUUUUCCAAUGUUGCAGCAAAUUGUAUUUUCUCACUACAUAUAGCAAGGGAAAGGCCAGUCGUUCAACUUUUUGGCUAAGUGGAUCUAUGAUCAUUAGCCAGAAAAAAUCAUCAGCAAAGAUGUAGUUUGGGCAUGGAUUUCGUACACUGGCUAUAAAACGGACCGUAGUCCACAUUGCAACAAGGAUCCAGUUACAAACACGUUCCAAAAUGACUUCCGAGUGGAUUAGAACAAACACAGACAAUGCUGUGGUCAGAGACAAUGUUGCGGUUGGGGGUUAGCCGGGGAACCAAGAUGACAGAAUAAGUAAUCAGCUUUGCUAAGGAGCGGUAGGGUGACAGUGAAUGUGAACCAAGAUGACGGCAUAAGUUAUCAGCUUUGCUAAGAAGCGGUAGGCUGACUGUGAAUGUCUUCAGCUGCGUAAAUUAAGAUCGCCAACUGGAAAUCGGUCUAAUUCGUCACCAAGUAAACAAACUCACUAACAAAUGUUGAUUUUACUUAUGUGUAUGGGUUGCAUGGUGUGUCAAUGUCCACGUUAGAAUUAUACAACUACUGUUGUUUUAAAGAAAUAGUCCAUAUCGAAUUUUGAAAUUUGUACUGAACUAAUAUUGUCAACUGGAAGUCGGUCUAAUUCGUCGCCAAAUAAACAAAGCUCGUUAGCAAAAUUUGAUUUUCACCUACCACG